Molecule: messenger RNA, 2312 nt
Organism: Dioscorea cayenensis subsp. rotundata (Guinea yam)
Lineage: Eukaryota; Viridiplantae; Streptophyta; Magnoliopsida; Dioscoreales; Dioscoreaceae
Exons: 14
Coding region: 90-2135 (681 amino acids)
Molecular function (GO): acyltransferase activity, transferring groups other than amino-acyl groups
Source: RefSeq, a predicted model, not a curated record
AUAUUUCCCGCUCAAUUCGAUGGAAGAUUGCGGCAAUAAAAACAUUGCGCCAGUUCCUCGCAGUUCUCAUCUCAUCUCGGAAGAACACGAUGGCCGGAAAGAGGCGCUUCUCGAGGUCCUUCUCUUCCCCCAUCCCCAUCGGAAAUUGCCGUGUUGAAAUCGAAAGUAAAAACUUCGGCUGCAAACCGACCGAGAAGCAACUCACCAUCUCCGUAUCAGCGAAGGCGAAGAUCAAUAUCUCAGUGGAUGAUUCAAUGGAUUGCGGUGGCAAUCUUUUUACUGAUCUCAAAUGUCCAGAUGUUGGAAAGGGAUGCUUUCUAUUCAAGGACUGUUCAUAUUUGCUUGUGAAUCCCAAAAAUGCUGAUGAGCAGAGUAAAUUUCUGCUUCAGCUUCAGGAAACUCUGAAAAUUUAUACGAAAGAGCUUCCAACAAUGAAUUAUGCGGCAAAUACUGGAAGGGAAUCUCUAUUUCUUGAAAAAUCCUUAUUAAACGGGAAAUAUAACACUUUGAUUUUGAGAUCAAAUUCCUGUAAUACUCUUGAAGAGGUUGUGGCCGCUGUAUCAUAUCAAAUAAUUCCUGCAAAUACCCAAUAUGCUGAAAUCCCUCUUGCUGCUGUCAGCUCAAGUUACCAGAACAAGGGCAUUGGUAAGCUCCUGUUCAAAGAAUUGAGAGAUAGACUGCAGAAGGUUGGCAUUUCAACCAUAUUGUGCUGGGGAGAUGACGAGUCUGAAGGAUUUUGGCUUAAGCAGGGUUUCAUGUCAAUAGGUAAGGUAGAUCAUAAAGGAAAAGCUUGCAAGCUACCAAUAAAACCUAAUAUUAGGCGGGCAUUGUGCUUUCCUGGUGGUUCCACUCUUAUGAUUGCUCAUCUCAAGAAUGAUAUUGGUUUAGAUGAUGCUCCAAGAUGCAAUUUGUGCAUCUCUUCUGAGGUUGGUGCUUUAUUACCUUAUGAUUGUGUCAACACAAAUCCUGGGCUUGUGAAAGCAAAGUUAGAAGGCUCUCCAUGGAGUGGUACUGUAGAUAAACACUUCAUCCAUCAAAUCCAAGGAAAGAGUCCGUGUCAUGUAUCAGUGAAAAGUGGGUUCUGUGAAGACAAGCAAGCUGCUGAAGUAGGUAUCUCUGCUGGUGCUGGUAGAAUGCCAUGUUGUGGUAAAUUGGUUUCUUGUAGUAAAGGGUGGUGCAAUGCUACUGAAAAUGAUGUAGUGCUGGAAGAUACCGUAUAUGAUGAUGCUGAUGGUAGCGCGUAUAAUUCUGGGAAGGGUGUAAAGAGGCAGAUUUCCGAAGCUUUAUCAUCUUCACUAAAGUCAAAGCGAGUUAGAGGUGGCCAUCAUAUUCAGUGUUGCCCGUGUUCAAGUCAAAUUAUUCCUUACGAUGGACUAAGUAAACUAGACUCUGAUACUCGCCCCUUAGGCAUACUUCCCAUGGAAUUAUGUGAUGCUGAAAUGUCUAAGGAUCUUAAUGAUGUUACUCAUGUGGGAUCUGAUGCCAAAGGAAAUAACUCAUUGGCUGACAUUCUGGUCUCUGAUGUACUCUGCGCCAAAAUCAUGUUCAUGAAUAUUGCUGAUGAGAUGAAGAAAGCUUCGCUUGUGAAGGUAGUUCAUGAACUAGGUGGUUCAGUAACUUGUGAUGGAAAUUCAAGCACUCAUGUCAUUGCAGGGAAAGUUAGACGGACUCUUAACUUCUCGACAGCACUUUGUUCAGGUGCUUGGAUAGUCUCACCAAACUGGUUGAAGGCAAGCUUCAGGGAACGCAAGUUUUUAGGUGAAGAGCAUUACAUUUUGGAAGAUGAAGAUUACCUGUCAAAAUACAAGUGUAAACUUAAGGAUGCUGUAUUAAGAGCCAAAGCAAAUCCUCGUUCCCUGCUUAAUGGAUAUCAUUUCUGUCUUGCUAGGCAUAUUCAGCCCUCCUUCGAUAUCCUUUCAACUAUCAUCGAGUCUGCUGGUGGAGAUGUUAUUGCUAAGCUUGCAAAUAUAAAGGAGCCCUCACGUACAAUCUUCUUAGCGUGUGAGGAAGACAUGACAGAAGCAUUGGCCGCUGCAAAGAAAGGGGUGCGAACAUUUAGCAGCGAUUGGUUCAUGAAUUGUAUAAUGAGGCAAGAACUUGAUUUGGAGGGUCCUCAGUUUGCGGAAUCCCUGUAAGAUGGAGUUUCAAAAUGCCUAUUUAACUAUGAACAAUGAAAUAAUGUCACUGUGAUGCGGCCUUGCUUGGUGUGUUUAUAUAUAUAUUGUUGGGAUAUAUUUGAUUUUCACUUUUAUGUGUAUCUGAAGUUUACCAGAGAAUUGGUAUUUUAUUUUAUUUUAUUUUUCUGAUAUUGA